Molecule: messenger RNA, 811 nt
Organism: Perkinsus marinus ATCC 50983
Lineage: Eukaryota; Perkinsozoa; Perkinsida; Perkinsidae
Product: beta-1,3-n-acetylglucosaminyltransferase, putative
Exons: 7
Coding region: 50-811 (253 amino acids)
Cellular component (GO): membrane
Molecular function (GO): hexosyltransferase activity
Source: RefSeq, a predicted model, not a curated record
AUUUACUGUUGGAGCACAUUAUCCUGAUAAUUAUACUAGGGAUACAGCGAUGGCCGAAAUGAAGCAAUUCGAUGAUAUCAUCACUCUCCCUGCCGAUUUCAAAGACUAUUACCGUAACCUCGCGACGAAGACUCGCCUUUCCAUCCACGAGGUCGUCCACCGUACUAAAUCUUUCAAGCUCCUGUUGAAAGUUGACACGGACUCGUAUGUUCACGUGGACCGUUUGCUCGACUUCAUGGAUUCUCACAAGAUGUGGGAAAAUAACAUUUCUGUCUAUGCAGGGGCGUUCGAAACUUCAAAUGUGGUAUGGAACCCUCGUGAUAAGGAUGAUAAAUGGUACGACGGUGAAUUCGCUGAUCUCACUGGAAUGGAGAAGUACCCUUGGCACGCCAAAGGUGCGGGCUAUGUGCUGUCCUAUAAGUUGGCAAAAUAUCUAUCCGAUCCACCAGUACCUCUACGAUCCUGGGUGCAUGAGGAUGUUGGUAUUGGUGCAUGGCUAAUGCCUGUCUCAUGGGAUCGUAUUGACAUGCCGGUCCGUUUUAUGGAGCCCCAGUGCGACUGCGCUACUCUAUGUACGGGUACGAUGUUCCAUCGCAACGAGGACGACCCGGAAGAGAAAGUUGUUAUUGACCAUUAUAUACCAGAAUAUCUUCAUCGAUGGCGACAGAGGCGAUUUGAGCUCUUCGGCGAUGAAUGUUGGAUCCCACGGCCGACUGAUGUUGAAUCACCCCUAGUGGACAUUGAGCCCUCAGCUGUGGAAACGGCUGAUUACAUACCACCUGUUACGAUGGGCUACUAUGAGACGAAGUAA